Alternaria infectoria is the source of this 786-nucleotide messenger RNA. RefSeq lists its product as uncharacterized. The coding region runs from base 1 to 786 and encodes 261 amino acids. Lineage: Eukaryota; Fungi; Ascomycota; Dothideomycetes; Pleosporales; Pleosporaceae. The transcript has 2 exons. The record is from RefSeq and is a predicted model, not a curated record.
AUGCCUGCUACACAACCCAGCGCGAAUCCAGCGCAGGAACGGAACCGAGAGGAGAACAGCGAAGUGGAACUGGGAACAGAAUCGGAAGCUGAGAGCUCAGGCGCAGAGGAAACCGACGAAGAAGACCCCGAAGCGCUGCUCGAAGAAGUGAAAGCAGAUCAAGCUAAAGAAGAAGAAAAAGUCAAGGCCGCCGCCGAAAAGCUUGGGGACACAGAGCGUAAAGUAGGUGACAUACGCGGAAAGUGGCACCUCUACUCCGCGCAAUGGGUGGAAGAAUAUGCAAGCAAGGAUGGCCAAGACCUCGAAGAUAACGACUGGACCGACGGUGUGGGAAGCAUCGAGUUUGGAAAGCACCUCAUCGUCGAAGAUUUUGGUCCCUAUGCUGGCAAUAUGGGCAUGCAACUCGAAAUCUGGGGUGGGCCUGUAGACGCCCAUGCGACCACGUUCAACAAACCGAAAUAUACAUCCACGCUUCCCGAAAGCGUCCAGCUCUUCGAUGAGGGUGAAGAAGACCAGAUCUACGUCGAACUCAGGUUUCUCGGAGAUGGCUACUUGGAGUUGCACAUGGAUGGUAUCUACUUUGCUGGGAUUCUGGUCCAAGAUCGGAAAGCUGUGAAGCGCGCAGCCGAGGAAUUCGAUGACGAGUGGCGGAAUUGCAAGUAUACCAGGCAUACGCACCCGUCGAAUAUGCUGGCCGGGUUUGGGGUGCCCGAUGGCUUGGAAGACUCUGAUUCUGGGAGCUUUGACGAGAGCGACGAUGAGGACGAUAACGAAGAUGGAGAAUGA